AAAACAGGCGUCAAGUGGUCGAUACCGGCUGCUGUAAGAAAACUCCGUUUUGGGUGUAAUAAAUAACUUGUAAGAUAUACAUACACUGUUGUUAAAACCCAGUUGUAUCAAUGCUCCAAUUCAUUUCGUCACAUACUUGUCUGGGGAAAAUUGUAAAUAUUAGGUUCAUCGGACAAAGUACUAUCCAGAAUGAUAUCCUCAAAUAAAACUGGAGGAAGCAGUCAUGGCUGAAAGAAAAAAAUAUUUGAAUGUAAGCCGAUAUAAGUGGGCGUUAGCUUUCUAAAUUGACUGUUGAUGGCAGUAGAAACGUCUUUUGUUGACUGUACCGGGAUAUAGCUAUCAGGGUUAUCCGAACAUCGUAAACAGUAGUCUCGUUUAAGAUUAAUGAGGUUCGCAUCCAUAUCGAAUGUCUAAAAAGUCGUCUAUUUUGAUGAUCUAUUUACAACUGCAGUUCACUGGUCUUGUCUCUUUGGUCAUGAAUGCCCUCAGAUAUUGUCAACCAGCAAUUUAAACGUAAUUUGAUUGCGUUGACAUCUAGUUAUCUCCGCUUGGUGAAUAAAAAAUUAACAUCAUGUAACCGCAGUACUUCGUGAAAUAUUAAUUUCCCAGCGUUCUGAAGCUUUAUAAAUACAAGAAGCAUCCAUUGAACGUCACAGUAUAGCAGAAUGUAUCCUGACAUCAUAAAUAAUCAGCGUCUACUUAGAGGUAACAGAUGUACAUAUCGAGCAAAUGGAAGGGUUCAUCGUCCCUCUUCUCGUUCAGUAACAUCAACACAUACCUACCGGUGUCCAAGUCCAUCAACGGAUAACUUUGAGAAUAGAUCUGGACAUCAUAGCCAUUAUAGACCAGAUGACCAUCUUCGCUACCCGUAUAGGAGGAAUAAUCGCUUUUUUGGCUCUCCAGUAAGGGACUUUUAUCACCGUAAAAAGAAUCUAAAUUUAAGACGUGGAUUUGAUGGCCAUCAAGUUGCUCGGACGAUACCAUCCUCUGGGUCUUCAACCAAUAACUUGGUUAAUUCUACCUACCCAAUUCAAACUGGUUCUUCGGAAAGCGAUAUCUCCUCUUCUGCUCAACAAAAACCACUAGCUACUUCUAAGUUAAGUCAUAAACUUGAAAAUCAUGAUGAUCUGAGAAGUAACCUUAUUGAUGGCUUACGCAACAGUACAUAUCAAUGUAUGAUAUGCAUUUCGAGGAUUCGUGCUACUGACCCCAUUUGGUCGUGUGCUACAUGUUAUAACAUUUACCACCUGUUAUGUAUUAGGUCUUGGGCAAAAAAAUCAUUUCAGCAACCUAACAUCGAAUGUGACUCCACUUCUGUUUGGCGCUGUCCUUCAUGUCAAACAAAUCAUGAAUUAUCUCCGGAACUGAUUUCUUACCGAUGCUUUUGUGGGCGUAUUGAAAGUCCUGAAUUUCACCCUGGUCGUACGACAAUACCUCAUGGUUGUGAUCAGAUUUGCAGUAAAGUGAAACGCAUAACUUCUACAUCCAAUUUUUGUGAUUAUCAGUGUACUCAUCUUUGCACAGAGUGA
This is a messenger RNA of Schistosoma turkestanicum, 1529 nucleotides long. The record is from the annotation of a GenBank genome assembly. Lineage: Eukaryota; Metazoa; Platyhelminthes; Trematoda; Strigeidida; Schistosomatidae.